Messenger RNA from Durusdinium trenchii, 1908 nucleotides. The record is from the annotation of a GenBank genome assembly. NCBI's taxonomy places the organism in Eukaryota, Dinophyceae, Suessiales, Symbiodiniaceae.
AUGCCAGGGGAGUUGUUGGCGCCAUGCCCCUGUCGCGGCAGCCUGCGCUUUGCGCACCUCGAGUGCUUGAAGAAGGAAUUCCUAGCCCGAAGAGAAUGGACGCAACUGACAUGCUCGAUCUGCAAGAAUGAGUAUGUGGCGCCGGCGGUCUUGGAUUUGGCACGCCUGGCACUGGAAUGGGCUGAGGCGGAUUGGGGUCCCAAGAACGUGGGCACCCUGAUCUGUGCGGACCACCUGGGCCGCGUGCUGAGCGCCGCGGGGCAGCUCGAGGCGGCCGAGGUCUUGCUGCGACGCGCGGUGACCGGUUUGGAGGAGGUGGUGGGCGCGGAGCAUGCGGAGACGUUGAUCGCGCGAUCCAACCUGGGAAUGCUCUUGAACAGCCGAGGGCAGUUUCAAGAAGCAGAGACACAGGUCCGCCGCGCGUGGGAAGGCAGCCGAAGCCGGUCAGGCCCCAGCAACGCCGAGACUCUCGUCUUUGGCAUGAACCUGGCAGUGGUGCUUCGAGAACUCAACCGGCCUCGGGAGGCGGAGCCCCUGCUGCGGGAAGCGUUGCAAGGCUUGGAUGAGGUGAAGGGGAAACAACACCCAGACACGUUGGCGGCUGCCAGCCAUUUGAGCGGCCUGCUGCUGCAUUUGCGUGAAGAUCUGGGGGAAGCAGAACCCUUGGCCCGACGUGCUUGGGAGGGCAGCCUCCGACACUUUGGCCCGGACCAUCCGCGAUCGCUGUGUGCCAGUGCAGACCUGGGCCUCUUGUUGCUAGCCCGCGAGCGGCCGAAGGAGGGUGAGACCUUGCUGAGAUCCGCCUUGGAGGGCUUCCAGAAGCAGUUGGGUGAGAGUCAUCCCCAGGUGCUCUCCACAGCCGCUGACCUGGGCACCGCGCUCUACUCCGCGGGGCGAAAGGAAGAGGCGCUGAUCCCACUGCGCUUGGCCCUGGAGGGCCGUCGGAAGCUGCUGGGCCCCGAGCACCUGCGGAGCUUGGCCUCGGCGCACAACCUGGGCGACGCCCGGCGCGGUGGAGGGGAACGGCGGGAGGCGGUGGAGGGCGGAAAGGUGGCCUUGGCGGAUUUGCACGAAAUCGACGAGGCCAAGAAGCUCUUGCAGGCCUCUUGGCAGGGCCGCGCUCAAAAGCUGGGCGCGACCCACUUCCGCACCAUGGCCUCGGGGAAGCGUCUCUUACCCUUGCUACAGGGGGACGAAGAAGCCCUGGCGGCCCAAGUGCUUCGGAGUCUCUGGGAGGGCGAGACGGUCAACCUGGGCGCCUCUCACCCACGAGCAGUCCAGGCUGCAAGAAGACUGGCACAGUGGCUCGCAAGGCGACAGCUGCUUUUCGAGGCCGAAGCGGUCUUGGCGCAUGCCUUGGCGGAGGCGAACCCGUGGGGCUCUGCAGAGGCAGCUGAGGAGGCUGAAGCAGAAGUAAGUACCUCAGCAGCCAGCGAGGACGGGGCUCCUUCCGAAGAGCGUGCUGCUCGCUUCCUACAGUCCACCUUGCUGGGCUCCUCUUUCAGCCCAGCCACUUGCUUGGCCAAGUUGGCCGCCGCCCAGCGGCGGCCCUCGCCCUGCAAGGUCUUAAGUGCUGACCUACAGGACGAGACUGGUUUGGUGGGCAAACCUCUCCCUGCCGGCAGAAAGCAUUGGCUCAACGCUCGUUGUGCCACAUGCUGCGGUGGUGGACGUGAACGGUCUAUCCCACGGACUCGGAGCGCCCCGGAGGAAGUGCCGCUGGGUCCAUUUCUCUACCUUUUCUGGGUUCAAAAAGCAAGGCUCUCUAUGUCUCUCUACUGUUCCGCCGUUCGGCUCGUGUUUUUUGUGGACAUUUGCCGCAGAUCCGUCGAUCCGACAGAUCCAACACAAGGAUUCGGAAGGAUUCGGAGGUUUGGGUUACAUCCAUCAGCAAAAGAAGACAAUUGA